Molecule: messenger RNA, 1083 nt
Organism: Staurois parvus
Lineage: Eukaryota; Metazoa; Chordata; Amphibia; Anura; Ranidae
Source: the annotation of a GenBank genome assembly
AUGGUCCACACAGAAGCCUUUUCUCGCCCUCUAAGCCGGAAUGAAGUUGUUGGCUUGAUCUUCAGACUGACAAUAUUUGGAGCAGUCACCUAUUUCACAAUUAAAUGGAUGGUUGAUGCCAUAGAUCCUACCAGAAAACAGAAGAUCGAAGCUCAGAAGCAGGCUGAGAAACUAAUGAGACAAAUUGGUGUAAAGAACGUUAAGCUCACUGAAUAUGAAAUGAGCAUUGCAGCUCAUCUUGUGGACCCUCUCAGCAUGCUGGUGACAUGGAGUGACAUUGCCGGUCUGGAUGAUGUGAUAACAGAUCUGAAAGAUACCGUUAUUCUCCCAAUAAGAAAGAAGCAUUUAUUUGAGAACUCGAGACUGCUGCAGCCACCCAAAGGUGUGCUUCUCUAUGGACCUCCAGGAUGUGGUAAAACUCUCAUUGCCAAAGCAACAGCCAAGGAAGCAGGAUGUCGUUUCAUUAAUCUGCAGCCAUCCACCCUGACAGACAAGUGGUAUGGGGAGUCCCAGAAACUGGCUGCUGCAGUGUUUUCACUGGCAGUGAAACUUCAGCCAUCUAUUAUCUUCAUUGAUGAAAUUGAUUCUUUCCUUCGGAGUCGUUCAAGCAAUGACCAUGAGGCAACAGCAAUGAUGAAAGCUCAAUUUAUGAGUCUGUGGGAUGGACUGGAUACAGAUUAUAGCUGUCAGGUGAUUGUAAUGGGAGCCACAAAUCGCCCCCAAGAUCUGGACACAGCAAUUAUGAGGAGAAUGCCCACCAGAUUUCAUAUCAACCAGCCGUCUUUGAGACAGCGAGAAGCAAUUCUUAAUCUCAUACUGAGGAAUGAGAAUGUGGACCUAGAUGUGGAUUUGACGCAGGUCGCGAGAAAUACCGAUAGCUUUUCUGGAAGUGACCUGAAGGAAAUGUGCCGGGAUGCUGCUCUGCUGUGUGUCAGGGACUGUGUCACGAGUGGCGCCGAGGAAAGCCCUGGUGAGGAGAUACGGCCUAUUCAGCAACAAGAUCUAAUGAAAGCUAUUGACAAAAUGAAGAAAUCGAAGACUGCAACGAACCACGGAGGUUUAAUGCACGUUAGUUUGGAUUGA